Molecule: messenger RNA, 906 nt
Organism: Cylindrotheca closterium
Lineage: Eukaryota; Bacillariophyta; Bacillariophyceae; Bacillariales; Bacillariaceae
Source: the annotation of a GenBank genome assembly
AUGACACUGUCAGAAGAGGAGCUAGAGGCACUGGAACGGAGCGUCAAUGAAAUUGAUGCCUUGUCAGCCAUUUACGGAGAAUCCAGUGAGAGUGGCGAGACGGAUCAAGACGAGUUAGACUCAUGUUUUUCCAUCCUAUCGAAACAAGAAAUGGAUGUGGCUCGAUCAAUUUUGCGGGGAGAAAAAGCUGAGGUUCCAACAUUGGAGGUAGAAAUUUCUACAGGUGUUCAAAUGGAUGAUGGAACAAGCGAAAAAAUAAUAUUAAAGUGUUGUAUUCCUCCUGGAUAUCCGGAUCACCCUGUCAUUCCAACAGCUUCCUCCAAAGGAAUGUCCUGGUCUAUUCGGGAUGAACUUUCAUCCCAACUUGCAGAAAUUGCCGAAUCGAUGGUUGGCUCCGAGUCCAUCAUGGGGCUAGUCGCUGAACUUAACGAAAUGUGCCCUCCUGUUCUUCAACGGAUGCAGCUUAACAAUGAGAGCUCGUCCAAGUCACAAGAAACAACGACAACAUCACAUGGAGACGGCUCGUAUUCCAGACUUUGGAUUUGGGUGCAUCAUAUUACGAACAAUGAUCGGCGAAAAAGUAUCAUGGCGGAAGCUCAAGGGCUCAAGUUGGGAGGGGUUCUGAAACAUGGAUAUCCCGGAAUCAUUUUGAUUGAAGGUAGAUCCAACGCUUGUGAUGACUUUGCCACUUGGGUCAAAGGUAGCAAAAGUCUCCCUGGUGGAUUCGGAAGGAAUUUGGGCCAUCAUGUAAGAGGUCAAGUGCAAUUAGAAGCAGAGGAAGAACAGCAGUUAUGUUUCGCGUCUGAUUUUCAAGAAAUGGAGGACAUGGCGGUAUUGGGUCAGUUGUGUAAAGAGAAAGGUCUCGAAGAUGAGUUUCGAGAGUUUGCCAUGAGGCACAAAGGAUGA